AUGACCGAUGUGUCCGCAAUGCAAAAGCAGUCUCAAGUACGCAUCCACCUCCACACGAGAAGUGGCGAUAUUGAGCUCCCGCAGGAUACCGGUCCAAUCCUCGUCUCCACUGAACUGAAACGCUAUCAACUCUCCACCCUGGUCAAUCGAUUACUGGAAACCGAACAACCUGUUCCUCUCGAGUUCUUGAUCAAUGGGCAAUUCCUACGCACAUCUUUGGACGAGUUUCUGACUCGCAAUGGUAUAAGUGCAGAGACUACCCUCAGUGUCGAGUACGUCAAGGCUCUUAUACCACCUCUUUACGUAGCAAGCUACGAGCAUGACGAUUGGGUCUCUUCGGUCGACGUCCUUUCUGCAUCUUCUCAAGCCGCUGCCUGGGCUGGCAAUCGAUACGAUGGGUCGACGCAACGAGUUCUAUCCGGGAGCUACGACGGUGUGUUGCGGAUAUGGAACACAUCAUCUGAGGUUGUCGCAACUGGGUCAGGCCAUACCUCUUCGAUCAAAGCUGCUAGAUAUGUCUCACCCACCCAGAUAGCCAGUUCUGGCAUGGAUCGAACUUUGAGACUCUGGAAAUGCGAUGAGACUACGUUGACGCCUACUCUAGAGCUCUAUGGCCACAAGGCUUCUAUCGACGGCCUGGCUGCUCACGCUCCUUCAUCACGUAUUCUUUCUGCCUCUGCUGACCACACGGUCGGUGUGUGGAGUACAAAGAAGGCCGAAGCCCCAGAAGCGUCAGAGGAGCUUGUACCCAACGCAAAGCGGCGCAAGCUUUCUAACACGAAGCCUGUGACGCAGAGAGGGCCCCUGAGCAUCCUUCCGGGCCACCAGAGCCAAGUCACCGACGUGUGCUUCGACGAGAAAGACGCAACAGUCGGCUACAGCGCUUCCAUGGACCACUCUGUCAAGACUUGGGAUCUGACAACGGCGACAUGCGUCGAUACGAGGACAACAGCACAGAGUCUUCUCAGCAUCUGCCAUCUACCUAAAUCGUCACUAAUAGCCACUGGAACCUCAGCACGUCAUAUCACACUUAUAGAUCCGCGAGCAUCAGCCACGAACGUCUCCGCCAUGACACUACGAGGACACGCCAACUUCGUCUCAUCCUUGGCAAGAGAUCCAAUGUCAAGCCAUCAGCUGGCGUCUGGCAGUCAUGAUGGCACCUGUCGUGUAUGGGAUAUCCGGUCGGUGAGAAGUGAAGCUAUGGAUAGGGUGGGCGAGGCCGUGUAUGUUAUCGAAAGAGAGAGCGCGAAAGGCAGACGUCCAAUUGCUGGGGAAGGGGUCAAGGUAUUCGAUGUGUGCUGGAAUAGGGAGAUCGGGAUUGUCAGUGCUGGUGAGGACAAACAGCUGCAGAUUAACAAGGCCAGUUCGUAA
This is a messenger RNA of Recurvomyces mirabilis, 1371 nucleotides long. Its product is annotated as ribosome biogenesis protein ytm1. The record is from RefSeq and is a predicted model, not a curated record. NCBI's taxonomy places the organism in Eukaryota, Fungi, Ascomycota, Dothideomycetes, Mycosphaerellales, Teratosphaeriaceae. The transcript is spliced from 2 exons. Gene Ontology annotation, cellular component: PeBoW complex; preribosome, large subunit precursor. Gene Ontology annotation, biological process: ribosomal large subunit biogenesis; ribosome biogenesis. Gene Ontology annotation, molecular function: protein binding. The coding region runs from base 1 to 1371 and encodes 456 amino acids.